Messenger RNA from Cataglyphis hispanica, 830 nucleotides. RefSeq names its product coiled-coil domain-containing protein 134-like. The transcript is spliced from 3 exons. The record is from RefSeq and is a predicted model, not a curated record. NCBI's taxonomy places the organism in Eukaryota, Metazoa, Arthropoda, Insecta, Hymenoptera, Formicidae. The coding region runs from base 17 to 730 and encodes 237 amino acids.
CUGGCAGAAUUUUCUUAUGAUGUUCCAGUGGUUUCAAUCACGAAUUCAUUGGCGAGUUUUCGUUUAUGUUGUGAUCGUGAUGACAUUGACAGUUAUCGCGCAUGUGCAGGUGGAAACUGAUGGACCAAUCAUCAGUGAACCGCAAAAGAGCGGCGAAUACAAAUCCGAUGAAGAAUUAUUCAAGAAACUAUUCGCCCAACGGCGUAAGGAUCAUAUAGAAGUUAUACAAACUCUCCUAAAGAUGGACAAUUACGAGCGCUUGUACAAAAUGAUCACGGUACUGGCUGAAAAAAUAAUGGAGGUCAUCGCAUCCAGUAAAAAUGUCAUCGAGAAGGCCGGUUUCAUACCGGACAAUAGCUCUUUUCCAAAAGAUACCAAUGUAAAAGACGCAUUGUCUAGCAUCCUAGAGAACACCGCGCUCUUCGGGGACAUUAUUCUGCAUCUACCGGACAUAACUCACAGGAUACUAAAGACGCAGCAAGGAUGGAACUCCACGAUACAUUGGUCCUUGAACUUCACCAAUCAGAUGCGCCACUUGCUGAACAAAUCGACCAUGACGAUGAUCCACCUAGUCAAGCAGGAGCUGAAUAUCACGGAACGGGAUCCGAGCUAUUUUAAUCCGUAUAGGAGCGCUACCCAUGCUGGAUACCAUCGUGAGGAUAUCGUGAAGAAGUCUGUGAAAAAAGAAAAACGUAAAAAAGGACCGCAGAUUGCUAAAAUCGAGUUGUGAUGAGCCGUCCUCGCUGCGAGAGGAUUCUUCUGACCGGUUCCUAAAUCCCUUCGUUAAGAGUCCUACGAUAUUAUUAAAAUCCUAGGAAAAAUGGAUUCUA